CGAAAAAAAUACUAUAAUUUGUCAACUGACUGAAUUACAGUGCCACAUAUUUUUUGUGUUUGUUGAGCUCGAUUUUUAUUUUCUCUAAUACUGUUACCUAAUUACCUCCACCGUUAAUGCUGCGGUAGAGAUCAGGCUGCCCCCGAUGUCAGUGGCAUAGCGUGGUAAACCGGGCACUAAAACUGAAGCCGCCUUGGAUAUGAGCGUCUUGUGUUUCAUCCUCGAGGAGCUGAUGGCCGACCCAGCUGUGCUUUGCCGUUCGUCCGUGCGGCCCAGAAGUUAAGCGAGUGCUUGUGUGUCUGUGUCUUCAAAAGCGUAUUUCGUGCUUGGGUCAUAUAAUUUGUGUGUCGUGGGAUUUAUUCUAAAGGUCGUUUCAUUGCAUGCCCCACUCAGAUGCCUAGUUAUAAUCCCAAUAUAACUGUAACUUAAGAGCGAGAAAAGCAUGCAAGUUCGCGCAGGAAGCGUCUUUGCCGUCAUGCGUUCGUGAAGCCGCCCUCAGCUCCUGCCAAACGAUGGGGACCGCGUGCAGCUGCGCCCGCGACGCCUCGGACGAGUGUGCCCGCGCGGACAAGACCAACGGCCACGUGCCUGACCAGGACGGCGACGGCGACGGCGGCGGCGGCCGCGGCCAGCGCAACGGCCCGCUGCACACGGCCGAGCACGCCACUCAGACCGGCCGCAAGAACGGCGCCAUCCCCAAGAUCUCCAUCGGCGUGAGCUCGGUGGACGGCCACAGCACCUACGACGACGAGGAGGGAGGCCUGCGCCCCAUGGUUUCGCCCGCCCUCACGACCUCGGCCACCCCGCCCUUGACCUCCCCCGCCCUCGCUACGCCCCCUUACAACUCCCCCGCCCUCACCACGCCCUCGAUGACCCCGUCGGCGUUUGUGACGUCACCUUUGACCUCGCCUCCGGCCUCCUCCCUGAGAGCGGAUAGUGGCGUAGAUCAAGGCAGGUGUGACGAAGAAUUGGAGAUCAUGGCGACAGAGCUAGCAUCCUUAGUGAACCGGCUGGAGACCGCCGUAGCGAGGCUGGAGAAGGUGGGUCUGUCCGCGCCAGCAGGAGGCUCGCCAGCAGCGCCAGCAGGAGGUGCCCCUGAACCCGCUCAGCAGGAAGAGCGUCGCCCAGGCUUGAUUUGGGGUGAGGAUUGCACAGUGCCAUUUGUACUUGCCUACGAUGACCUCCUCUCCGGCCCCUUCAAGGCCUUCCUGGACACUAGCAACCAGAUUGGGGGAGAUGUUGCUGCAAUUGCAAAGAUGGUGCAGGAAACCUUCAUCAAUCAGCGAGCUUUCUUGGUCAUGGCUUCAAAGAGUCAGCGACCCCUUGACAGUGAACUGCCUCAGGUACUAGAGCCAACCGGCAAGAAGGUCCAGGAAGUGAUUGCAUUUAGGGAAUCUAAACGACAGUCGCCAUUCUUCAAUCACCUGUCUGCAGUGUCCGAAUCUAUUCCUGGCCUAUCAUGGGUGGCUGUUUCUCCAGCACCAGCACCUUAUGUUAAGGAAAUGGGAGACUCUGCCGUAUUCUAUACUAACAGGGUCCUCAAGGAAUACAAACUUCUAACUUUCGCUGUAUUGUCGGUAGCUGGCAUCCCUCCCCCUCCCCCAAUGGUCCCACUGGUGCCAAAAGCCGUGGCUGUGGAGGAUGACGGCCGAGCUGCACUCUUCGCCUCUAUCAACAAGGGAACAGAUAUCACAUCCGGGCUCAAGAAGGUUAGAGACGACCAGAAAACCCACAAAAACCCCAGUCUGCGUGAGGGACCAAAACCAUUUGUCAAGCAGACUGAGACCACCCCUGUCCGUGCACCCUCUCGCGAGUCCCCGGAACGCCCUCCCAAGUUUGCUCUGGAAGGGAAGAAGUGGUUCGUCGAAUACCAGAAAGACAAACCAAGUCUUGUGGUCGAUAGUGCUAAGAUGGACCAGUCUGUGUACAUCUUCAAGUGCCAGAACACAGUGGUUCAAGUUAAGGGUAAAGUUAAUUCAGUCAUAUUGGACUCCUGUAAGAAGUCUGCUGUAGUAUUUGAUAACCUGGUGUCUUCUGCAGAGGUUGUCAAUUGUCAGUCAUGCAAGGUCCAGGUGAUGGGUGUUAUGCCAACCAUCACGAUUGAGAAGACCGACGGUUGCCAUGUAUACCUGAGCAAAGAGUCUCUCAACACAGAGAUCAUUUCAGCCAAGUCCUCAGAAAUGAACAUCCUCAUCCCCAAAGAGGAUGGAGAGUUUGUAGAGUGUCCUGUUCCUGAGCAGUUCAAGACCGUGAUCAAGGGCCAUUCCCUGGUCACUACAUGUACCGAAAAGGCUGGUUAGAAUCAGUCAAACAAUGCUCACGUAGGGGAAGUAGAAAGUGAGAAGAGAGGAGAUAAUUUUAGAACCUGGCACAAUUAAUUUACACUUGAUUUAAAACAAAAUUGUAUACAUACACUAAGAAAACACAUUUUUAGGAUAUUUAUUGGUGCUUGAUGUGAAUAGUCAUCCCAGGAAGUGAUUUUUUAAAGGAUUUUGUGAAAAGUGGAUUCAAGAAAUGUCCAAAUUUUGUAGUGGAUUAUAGUUUGAUUUAUGUAGUUUUGAUUAAAGAAUUUUCCCUCAUGCCAUAGAGGUAAACGGUUUUAGAAAUUGGCGAGUCCACAGUGAAAUUAAGGUUUAAUAAUGCAAGCACAAGAAUAAUGACUAGUAUCAGCUUUUUAUACAAUCAAUAUGAAGCCAGUGUUACAUUAACAUAAUUUAACUACAAACAACUUAUUUAAAGUAUUGGCACCAAAUUAUUUAGAUGUUAUGGCUUGAUUUAGUAAUUGCCAUAGUGUGCAAUGAGAUAGAAAAACACAGUCAAUGAAAUGAGAUUCCUUCAGUUAAAAUAUUAGAAAGGAUCAUGAAUUUGUUAAUAGUUCAUCUAAUUUGUGAUUCCAUUUCCCCCACCAAGUCAACAGUUAGCUCUAGACUGUAUCAGUUAUUUAUCCAAAAAAAACAACAACAUUAAAAUGGAAAAGUUUGAAGCUUUUUUACUCAUAUGAAUGUAAGACACAAUGUUACUCAAGAGCACAAGUUAUUUAGAACCAGUCUGAUUCCUCCUCUAAAUAGCCAAAGAAUUGUUUGAAAAAAAUGCGUAUGGAUAAGGAAUGCAUGAGAAGAAAGAUAUUUAUAACCUUUGUAAAGAGAUGCUAACAAGAUCAACUGGAAUGAUGUAGCCAAAGUUUGCAUUGAAGUUAAUAUAAUCCAGGGUAAAAAAAAAGGAUAAUAAAUAAUAUAGAGGAACAAGAUCAGCGUACUGGUAAGGCAAGUCUGUUUCUUCCUUUAGAAAUAUUUCCCACAUUGUCACGGUUGCCACUUCUGGAAUUAGUUGGUCUCAUUCAUUAUCCCUAGAAGAAGAAGAAGAAAAAAAUCAUGGUAGGGAUACAUGUUGCUACUUUUAUAAGAAGAAAAGCGAUUUUUACACAAAUUUUGAAUGAGAUCUUUCAUUACUCUACUUGAUGCUGUAUGUAGUUUAGUCCCAUAAUUUAUUAUUAUUCCUCUAGUUUCUUUACCAACAGCUGGUGAAUUUGGAAAUGUAUUAGACAGUGGCAUAAUUAUCACACAGUAUGGGAAAAUCUAGCCUUUUUACUUUGCUUUAUUAUAAUUAUAAUUGUCUACUGCAAAUGUUGAUUAACUGUACUCUUCCAUUUUAUAUGCAUAUCAGUAAUGAUUUUGAUUUAACUAAUAAAAUGUACAAGUGGGUACCA
Penaeus indicus is the source of this 3706-nucleotide messenger RNA. Its product is annotated as adenylyl cyclase-associated protein 1-like. The transcript is spliced from 10 exons. Lineage: Eukaryota; Metazoa; Arthropoda; Malacostraca; Decapoda; Penaeidae. Gene Ontology annotation, biological process: cell morphogenesis; cytoskeleton organization; actin filament organization. Bases 513 to 2300 code for a protein of 595 amino acids. Gene Ontology annotation, molecular function: actin binding; adenylate cyclase binding. The record is from RefSeq and is a predicted model, not a curated record. Gene Ontology annotation, cellular component: cytoplasm.